AGCAGUAGUUGUUUCAUACCAGAACCUCCAUGACAGUCAUGCUAAAAGUCGCGUAGACGCCGCAGUGGUCAGGAAAGAGUGGAUGAGAUUUCUGUUUUUAUAACGCGUGUUUUCUUAUAAGGGAAGAAAACUAAUUCAGUGACAGAAUGACUGUCACCGAACUUGGCAAUCAACAAGAAUACGACGAUUACGUUAAGUCACAGGACCUUUCUGUUAUACACUUCCAUGCACCAUGGGCUGAUCAGUGUUCUCAAAUAAAUGAUGUAAUAGGGGAAAUGAGCAAACUGCCCGAGUAUAAAGGGGUCAAGUUUGCCAAGAUCGAAGCUGAAAAAGUACCUGAAGUGUCUAUGAAAGCUGGUAUCACAGCAGUGCCAACAGUAAUUCUAGCAAAAAAUGAUACUAUAGUCGAUAGAAUUGAUGGAGCCAAUCCUUCUGCUAUAACAGAGAAAGUAAAACGUCAUUCGGCUAGCAAAGACUCAUUUCCAGUGGAAGCAUGUAAACCAAAACAGAACAUUGAAGAUAGGCUAAAAAAAUUAGUGAAUCAAGCACCCUGUAUGUUAUUUAUGAAAGGAAACCCUGCCAAUCCACGUUGUGGAUUCUCUAGAACAAUAGUUUCCAUCUUGGAUACUUGUAAAGCCGAUUAUCAGUCAUUUGAUAUUCUGCAAGAUAAUGAUGUUAGGGAAGGAUUAAAGAAAUUCAGUAAUUGGCCAACGUAUCCACAAUUAUAUGUAAAUGGGGAACUGAUCGGAGGAUUGGACAUUGUGAAGGAAAUGAACGAAGCUGGUGAAUUGGAGGGUAUGCUGCCUAAAAAAAGUUAAUGUACAAAAAAUACAUUAAGGACAGCUGAUCAUUAUUUUAAUAUUAUUAUUCUUAAAUUAUUUUGUAUCAGUUAUAGAAACAUUGAUUCGUUAAAAUACGUAAUAAAUUAAAUAAGUCGCAAAAGAGAAACGGUUUCUUUGUAAAUCCUGUUAUGUGAUGGAAAGAAUGCACAAAGUACACUUCUAUCGUAACAUCAUUUUAUUUUAGAAAAGUAUUCUAGUUGCUCAAAUGUAUAUAUUUAUUAACAAUAUAACACAGCAAUAUACAUUCACUGUGGAUUAACAGAACUAAAUCCACAUUUCAUUCUGUUCUAGCUUCACAGUUUUCAUAUACUCACGUACACUUCAUCACAAGCGCGAUCAUUUUUAGUUCUUCUUCCAUCUAGGGGUAUCAACAAAUAGUUUCUAUCCUUUCUUUCUGUUCUUUAUACCAAUUUGUGCACCCUUCUUUGCGCUUUUGACAAUACCGUGAAAUUUGCUUGCGUUCUUUUUCUUUUUCCUA
Molecule: messenger RNA, 1320 nt
Organism: Nomia melanderi (Alkali bee)
Lineage: Eukaryota; Metazoa; Arthropoda; Insecta; Hymenoptera; Halictidae
Gene: Grx3
Product: Glutaredoxin 3
Biological process (GO): intracellular iron ion homeostasis
Cellular component (GO): cytosol; nucleus
Source: RefSeq, a predicted model, not a curated record